This is a messenger RNA of Apaloderma vittatum (bar-tailed trogon), 981 nucleotides long. RefSeq names its product nuclear receptor subfamily 5, group A, member 2 (gene NR5A2). The record is from RefSeq and is a predicted model, not a curated record. Bases 19 to 981 code for a protein of 320 amino acids. The transcript has 3 exons. Gene Ontology annotation, cellular component: RNA polymerase II transcription regulator complex. Gene Ontology annotation, biological process: regulation of transcription by RNA polymerase II; hormone-mediated signaling pathway; tissue development. Gene Ontology annotation, molecular function: zinc ion binding; nuclear receptor activity; RNA polymerase II cis-regulatory region sequence-specific DNA binding. Lineage: Eukaryota; Metazoa; Chordata; Aves; Trogoniformes; Trogonidae.
CCAGUGUCUCAGUUUAAAAUGGUGAAUUACUCUUAUGACGAAGACCUUGAGGAACUCUGUCCAGUCUGUGGAGAUAAAGUGUCUGGGUACCAUUAUGGACUUCUCACUUGUGAAAGCUGCAAGGGAUUCUUUAAGCGAACAGUCCAGAAUAACAAAAGGUACACAUGUAUAGAAAAUCAGAAUUGCCAGAUUGACAAAACCCAGAGAAAACGCUGCCCUUACUGUCGGUUUCAAAAAUGUCUAAGUGUUGGAAUGAAGUUGGAAGCUGUACGAGCCGACCGAAUGCGUGGCGGUCGAAACAAGUUCGGACCAAUGUACAAGAGAGACAGGGCGCUGAAGCAGCAGAAGAAAGCUCUUAUCCGAGCGAACGGACUUAAACUGGAAGCCAUGACUCAGGUGAUCCAAGCGAUGCCCACUGACCUGACGAUAUCCUCUGCCAUCCAGAACAUCCAUUCUGCCUCCAAAGGCCUACCUCUGAACCAUACUGCCUUGCCUCCCACAGACUAUGACCGAAGUCCCUUCGUCACCUCUCCCAUCAGCAUGGCCAUGCCGCCCCACGGCAGUUUGCAGGGUUACCAGACCUACGGGCAUUUCCCAAGCCGUGCCAUCAAGUCCGAGUACCCCGACCCUUACACCAGCUCGCCCGAGUCAAUCAUGGGCUACUCGUACAUGGAUAGUUACCAAACGAGCUCGCCGGCAAGUAUCCCGCACCUGAUAUUGGAACUCCUGAAGUGCGAGCCAGACGAGCCGCAGGUCCAAGCGAAGAUCAUGGCGUACCUGCAGCAAGAGCAGGCCAACAGAAGCAAACAUGAGAAGCUCAACACGUUUGGGCUGAUGUGUAAAAUGGCUGACCAAACCCUCUUCUCCAUUGUUGAGUGGGCUAGGAGUAGCAUCUUCUUCAGAGAGCUUAAGGUAGGCAAUGAUCUUACAUUACGUUAUCAGCCAGUCAAGAAGAAAAUACCAUUUGUUACAAUGUUGUAG